CUUCGUGAUAAGCAUCAUAAGUUGAAAAUGACGAGAAGUUACGCGAACGUUGUGUCGUCGAAAUACCUUCAUCGUCUGCAAGGCUCGAGUGAGAGCAGCGGCAAGUCGGAUUCAUCCGGUGUAGUGGAAUCGGAACAUGCCACCUGUUCGUCGGAUUCCGUUUGGGAUUCUUUUGUGAUACCAUCCGCCAUGAAGAAUUCCACGUCGGCUGCUUCCUCACCGUCGUCGGGCUAUUGUACACCGAAUUCGUCAUUAAGUCAAGGUCAGUCGGCUCUUUUAGCCUUUCACUUUGUACAUUCGCUUUCUAUAAACUCAUUCUGCAAAUGA
Molecule: messenger RNA, 327 nt
Organism: Anisakis simplex (herring worm)
Lineage: Eukaryota; Metazoa; Nematoda; Chromadorea; Rhabditida; Anisakidae
Source: the annotation of a GenBank genome assembly